Messenger RNA from Dunckerocampus dactyliophorus (ringed pipefish), 571 nucleotides. It is a transcript of the gene trappc2l, whose product is annotated as trafficking protein particle complex subunit 2L. The transcript has 4 exons. Gene Ontology annotation, cellular component: nucleus; TRAPP complex; cytoplasm. Gene Ontology annotation, biological process: endoplasmic reticulum to Golgi vesicle-mediated transport. The record is from RefSeq and is a predicted model, not a curated record. Bases 29 to 490 code for a protein of 153 amino acids. Lineage: Eukaryota; Metazoa; Chordata; Actinopteri; Syngnathiformes; Syngnathidae.
UGUGACCGCACACAGGAAGAAAACUAAAAUGGCGGUGUGCAUAGCAGUAAUAGCGAAAGAGAACUACCCGCUGUAUAUCCGCAGCGUUUCCACACAGAAUGAGCUCAAAUUUCACUACACAGUACACACCUCCCUGGAUGUGGUGGAGGAGAAGAUCUCUGCUGUGGGGAAGUCACUGGGGGACCAGAGAGAGCUCUACUUGGGUCUACUAUACCCCACUGAAGAUUAUAAAGUUUAUGGGUAUGUAACAAACUCAAAGGUAAAAUUUGUCAUUGUUGUGGACUCUUCGAACACCUCAUUACGGGACAAUGAAAUAAGAAGUGUAAGUGAAAUGACUUCUGAACGUGUCAAUGUCCACAUUCUUCAGGGCAGUGACAUUUUUCAUAUUUUGUCUACAGAUGUUCCGAAAAUUGCACAACUCCUUCACCGAUGUAAUGUGCAACCCAUUCCACACUCCAGGGAACUCUAUUCAGUCCAAGGCAUUCAAUGAAAUUGUCUCUGGAAUGAUGGCUCAAAGUGGAUGAUGCCCUCUCUCGGCCCCAUGUACUCUUAAUUUGCAUCCUUUCAUUGC